AACUUCUGAUCUCAACUUCCUCAAACCUCUGAUGAGCUGCUGCUGCUCGACUCUGAGGUGCAUUCUUUUUUUGAUGAGAGGCAUCUCUAGGUACCAUCCCUGACCUGGUCCUCAUGCUGCCGAGGCUGUUGCUGUUGAUCUGUGCUCCACUCUGUGAAUCCGCCGGGCUGUUGUUGAUAGUCAGCCCCUCCCAUCCCACAGAGGGGAGCCCAGUGACCCUGACCUGUAAGAUGCCCUCUCUACAGAGUUCAGAUGCCCAGUUCCAGUUCUGCUUCUUCAGAGAUGCCCAGGCCUUGGGCCCGGGCUGGAGCAGCUCCCCCAAGCUCCAGAUCGCCAACAUGUGGAAAGAAGACUCAGGGUCCUACUGGUGCGAGGCACAGACAAUGGCAUCCAAAGUCUUGAGGAGCUGGAGAUCCCAGAUAAACGUGCACAGGGUCCCUGUUGCCGAUGUGAGCUUGGAGACUCAGCCCCCAGGAGGACAGGUGAUGGAGGGAGACAGACUGGUCCUCAUCUGCUCAGUUGCUAUGGGGACAGGAGACAUCACCUUCCUUUGGUACAAAGGGGCUAUAGGUUUAAACCUUCAGACAAAGACCCAGCGUUCACUGACAGCAGAGUAUGAGAUUCCUACAGCGAGGGAGAGUGAUGCUGAGCAAUACUACUGUGUAGCUGAAAAUGGCUAUGGUCCCAGACCCAGUGGACUGGUGAGCAUCACUGUCAGAAUCCCAGUGUCUCGUCCCAUCCUCAUGGUCAGGGCUCCCAGGGCCCAGGCUGUGGUGGGGGAUGUGCUGAAGCUUCACUGUGAGGCCCUGAGAGGCUCUUAUCCGAUCCUGUACUGGUUUUAUCACGAGGAUGUCAUCUUGGGGAGCAGCUCAGCCCCCUCUGGAGGAGGAGCCUCUUUCAACCUUUCCCUGACUGCAGAACAUUCUGGAAACUACUCUUGUGAGGCCAACAAUGGCCUGGGGGCCCAGCGCAGUGAGGAGGUGACACUCAACUUCACAGUGCCUACUGGGGCCAGAAGCAAUCAUCUUACCUCAGGAGUCAUUGAGGGGCUCCUCGGCACCCUUGGUCCUGCCACUGUGGCCUUAUUAUUUUGCUACGGCCUCAAAAGAAAAAUAGGAAGGCGUUCAACCAGGGAUCCACUCAGGAGCCUUCCCAGCCCUGUGCCCCAAGAGUUCCCCUACCUCAACUCACCUACCCCAGGACAGCUACAGCCUACAUAUGAAAAUGUGAAUGUUGUAAGUGGGCAUGAUGUUUAUUCGUUGGUGUACUAUAACCAGCCGGAGCAGGAAUCAGCAGCAGCAGAAACCCUGGGGACACAUAUGGAGGACCAGGUUUCCUUAGACAUCUAUUCCAGGCUGAGGAAAGCAAACAUUACGGAUGUGGACUAUGAAGAGGCUAUGUAAGGUUAUGGAGGAUUCUGCCCUUUGAAAACCAUCCAUGACCCCAAGCCUCAGACCUGAUAAUGUUCUUCAGAGAUCCUGGGGCAUUAGCUUUCCAGUAUACCUCUUCUGGAUGCUAUUCUCCGUGGCACUAUUCCUUCAUCUACUGACCUACUGUGAAGUGAAGUUGGCGCAGCCCUGAAGAAACUACCUAGGAGAACCAAUAGACACAGGAGUGACAGGAACUUUGUUAUCAGAACCAGAUUCCUGCUGGCUCUUUUGAGAAAGGUCAACUUGUGCUCUUCUAUUUACAAGAGAAAACAGGAUGGAAUAAAAUAAAUUAGGAUCUUGGGGUGGAGGGACAGUGAAGCUUAGAACACAUGAACUCAAUGUUAGUGAUUCUGCAGGACUUCACAGAGAGAGCUGUGACCAUCAUCAUUCAGUCCAAGUGCUUUCUCUGCCCAGAUAGCACAGAACUCCAGCCCUGCCACUUACAUGGAUCAUCGAGUUUCCACCUAAAAUAUGAUUCUAUUUAUUUUGAGUCACUGUUACCAAAUUAGAAUUAAAACAAAGUUACAUAAAAAGUUAUUGUGAUUACACUUAAUUUUAGUCACAUAUUCUGUAUAUAUAGGCCAACCUAUACCACAUCCAAAAUUAUGUAUCUACUACAGCCCCUAGAAGCUUUAUGAAUACAGUGUGUCUUUUUUUAUUCACAAAAUUUUUGAAAUCUUGGUAAUAUGGUUUGAAGUCUGUAUCUUAUUUUUUCUUUUUUAAAUUUGAGACAGGGUCUCACUCUGUCACCCAAUUUGGAAUGCAGUGGGACAAUCUCGCCUCACUGCAACCUCUGCCUCUCAGGCUCAAGCAAACCUCUCACCUCAGCCUCCUAAGUGGCUGGGACUAUAGGCACAUGCCACCAAACCUGGCUGAUUUUCGUCUUAUGUACAGACCAGAUGUCACCAUUUUGCCCAGACUGGUCUCAAACUUCUGGGCUCAAGCAAUGUAUUUUAAUUUUAAAACAACCAGACACUCAUUCUUAUGAAUGAAUAAACAUUUGGAGGUAUAUAAAGUAAAAAGUUAAAGUCUUUCCUGUAAGUUAACACAAAUGUUUACUAUUGCUAAAACCUUUACAGGUAGCUCUCUAGAUAAUUUUCUAUUUUUGUGUACAUACUUAUACAUACAUGUAAGUAUAAAAACAUUUAGAAGUAUACCUAUCUAACAAACCAUCAUGAAAUAUUUUCAAAUAGAUCUAUUAUACUAUUUUAAAAGUCUCAAUAGUAGUGUGUUAUAUAGAUAAAUCAUAACUUUUUUCUUUUUUAUUGUAGUAAAGAUACAUAACAUAAAAUUGAUCAUUUUAACCAUGUUUAAGUGUACAGUUCAGUGGCAUUAAGUACUAUCAUAAUAUAUUUUAAUCCUUCUCACCACUGGUGGACAUUAAGGAGAUUCCAAAAAAAUUCAUAUUAUAAAAACAAAGUUCAAACAAAUGUCUUUGUACAAGCAUAUUAUGCACUCCUGCUGGACUAUCUGAAGGAUAAAUUUGUAAAUCUAGUAUUGCUAGAUUAUGCAUAUUAAAUAUUCUUGUUAAAUAGUCUUCAAUGUUUCUAAGGUAAGGCUGUAUCAAUUUAUAUCUCCACCCAUAACAUCUGGGAAAUCAGUUUGUGGAGUGUGUUCGGUAGUUCUCACAUUGCUAACAAAGACAUACCCAAGACUGGGCAAUUUAUAAA
Messenger RNA from Mandrillus leucophaeus (drill), 3100 nucleotides. RefSeq names its product Fc receptor-like 1 (gene FCRL1). The record is from RefSeq and is a predicted model, not a curated record. Gene Ontology annotation, biological process: cell surface receptor signaling pathway. Gene Ontology annotation, molecular function: transmembrane signaling receptor activity. The transcript is spliced from 11 exons. The coding region runs from base 114 to 1403 and encodes 429 amino acids. NCBI's taxonomy places the organism in Eukaryota, Metazoa, Chordata, Mammalia, Primates, Cercopithecidae.